AUGAACAUCUGCACAAUGUCCCGCUUGGCCUCGAUAGUUAGGUCGGUGCGAGGGUGGAUCGAGGACAGCUGCGACUUGAGGUUCAAAACCACCUCCGAGCUGAUCUUCAAAGACUUGUCGAGAUUCUCCUCGGUGGCCGACCGACCGCAGAAUGUUGAUUGCGCGGUCAAAGAACCGGAACGUCUCUUCGAGUCGAUUAUUAAGGAUUUCCGGGGUGAACGUGUGCAAAUAGCACAGUUUCUGAGAAAUCUUGCCCAGCUUGUACCAAAUAGAAGUGACUCUGCGUAUCAACAGCGCAGAGUAGGGUCCCGGACCCAACAAGUUCGAAAGCUCGGUCUCGACCGUGUAUUUGAGUUGUCCAUACCAAACCAAAACCUGGUCUCCUUGCUCGAUCAGUUUUUCCACGGGGAACUGGCCAUGAAACUUCGUCACCAGCAUUAUCACUGUCUCCACAAUGAUGUCGAUGUCCGAGUUGGUUUCUGUGGCCUUUGGAAACUCCAGCUUCGAAAGAAACUUGAUCACGGCGGCCUCGAACGAUAUUCUGAGUUCCUGGUUCGAGAUCCCCAACACUUUGAAUCCAAUAAGGUGUUGCACCAUCACACCGAACGAUGUGGUCGGCUGCUGUUUGGCCAGCUGCAAAAACUGGCGAUCAAACUCCUCUUUGGUAGAAACAUUUUGGAACACCGUGGACGACAGGUUGCUGAUUACCCCGUCGAAACAGUCCCAUCCGACGAUAUUUGUGCUGGACGGGUACUGUUUGAGAUGAUUGACCCAGACGUCGAAAUACGCCGAGAGAUUCUCCGUUGUGAGCAGUUGUUUCAUAAAAGUCAUCAAUUGCAGUUCAUCCACGGGUCUUUGUUGGAACAGCUGGACAAACCGGUCCGGAUCGGUCCUGGACAAGGAUACGUCGCUGAUUUUCACAUCCAGAUGGGCGUCUGUUGCGUCGGCGGCUUUAGCGCCAGAAAUCUGGCGAACAACGUUGAAUUCGUCAGUUUCCACGGUCAUGGCCAAAGAACAAAAUUAUAA
Ogataea philodendri is the source of this 1026-nucleotide messenger RNA. RefSeq lists its product as uncharacterized. The record is from RefSeq and is a predicted model, not a curated record. NCBI's taxonomy places the organism in Eukaryota, Fungi, Ascomycota, Pichiomycetes, Pichiales, Pichiaceae. The transcript has 3 exons. Bases 1 to 1026 code for a protein of 341 amino acids.